AUGAGUUGCUGCCGCAACUGCUCAAAUCUUGGCAAGAAGAUUUGGUUCUUCGUGGCUGUGAUCAUUAUAUUUGCCAUGGCCGCUUUCUUUGCAUUUGGUUUACCAGCAAUAGUCAAUACGGUUGCACGUAGAGAAUUCAUCAUGGAACCAGGCACUCAGGUAUACGAGAAUUGGCUUGAUGGUGAGGUUCCUAUGUACUUUGACAUUUAUUUCUGGGAUUGGACAAAUUCAGAAGAAGCUACAAACGAAGCUGUUAAACCAAAUUUUGUUCAACGCGGACCGUAUGUUUUCCUAGAAGUGCAUGAAAGGCAUUUUAUAGAAAGAAACCCAGAUCACACUAUUACUUUUCAACAAAACCGAACUUGGACAUUUAUUCCAGAACAAUCUAAUGGAGAUUUUUAUACCGAUGUAGUAACUACUCCCCACACUAUGCUUAUGACUGUUGGAGCACUUGUUCAGGAUGAACCAUUUUUAAGAAGUCUUCUAGAUGGUAUAAUUGAGGCAAAUAAACUAUUAGAUGGAUUUACCUAUAAGGAUGUUAAGGUACAAGAUAUUUUAUUCGACGGCGCUGAGGAUCUACUGCUUGGCGCAUUGCAAACACUUAUUGGUGCGUUUCCUGAGCUAGUAGAAGGCGUAGAAGUGCCACCAUGGGAUGGGUUCGCAUAUUUAGCCGAACGAAACAACAGCGUCGAUUAUGACGGUGUGUUCCGAAUGGGUACCGGUACAGAUGCGUGGACCAACACUGGGCUAAUGAGAUCUUGGAAUGGAGAAACCAGAGUACCAUAUUACCGCGGUGAAUGCGGCAUAGUUCAUGGUUCAACUGGACAAGUAAACCCUCCCAUGACUAGAGCUCAAAUCGAUAAUCCAGAAGAUUUUAUUCUGUUCAUCACUGAUAUAUGCAGUGCUAUGCGGCUGAAGUAUGACGGAGAAUUUGAACUGGGAGGAGUUGUAGGCGGUCUAUGGAUAGGCGACAAUCGUAUCUUUGAUAAUGGGCACAAUUUUCCAGAAACCGAAUGCCAAUGCACAGCACCGGUGGAAGAAUGUCCUGCGCUCAAGCCAGGCUUAUUCGAUGUAUCCGGUUGUAACUUCGGUGCCCCACUGCUAGUUAGUUUUCCACAUUUCUAUUUGGCAGAUCCCAGCUAUUUGAACAGUGUCACCGGACUGAGUCCUAUUCGUGAACUGCAUGAAUUCCGCUAUGCAUUACAUCCAUUCUCUGGGAUCCCUUUGACAGUAAAUGGAAGGCUGCAAUAUAACGUCCAUGUAAAGGACUAUGGACUACAAUUGACUAAAGACUUACCUGAUAUCAUUUUGCCUGUAUUCUGGGUUGAGCAAAGGGUAGUUCUACCACAAGAUAAAAUCGACGAUUUGAAGCUUAUCUAUACGCUACGAGACGUCGGCAAAUACAUUGGCUGGGCGCUUUUCGGUAUUGGUCUGUUGGCGUUAGCAGUGGCUCUUUAUUUCUGCAUAUUUGUAUGGAAAGACUGA
This is a messenger RNA of Sabethes cyaneus, 1485 nucleotides long. RefSeq names its product protein croquemort-like. Gene Ontology annotation, molecular function: scavenger receptor activity. Lineage: Eukaryota; Metazoa; Arthropoda; Insecta; Diptera; Culicidae. The transcript is spliced from 5 exons. Bases 1 to 1485 code for a protein of 494 amino acids. The record is from RefSeq and is a predicted model, not a curated record. Gene Ontology annotation, cellular component: cytoplasm; membrane.